GAUGACCAGAGACUGCGGACACAGUACAGGGAUGACCAGAGACUGCGGACAGUACAGGAGAUGACCAGAGACUGCGGACAGUACAGGGAUGACCAGAGACUGCGGACACAGUACAGGGAUGACCAGAGACUGCGGACAGCAGGGAUGACCAGAGACUGCGGACAGUACAGGGAUGACCAGAGACUGCGGACAGUACAGGAUGACCAGAGACUGCAGGACAGUACAGGCGAUGACCAGAGACGCUGCGGACAGUACAGUGAUGACCAGAGACUGCGGACACAGUACAGGGAUGACCAGAGACUGCGGACA
Molecule: messenger RNA, 309 nt
Organism: Staurois parvus
Lineage: Eukaryota; Metazoa; Chordata; Amphibia; Anura; Ranidae
Source: the annotation of a GenBank genome assembly